Messenger RNA from Penicillium pulvis, 237 nucleotides. RefSeq lists its product as uncharacterized. Lineage: Eukaryota; Fungi; Ascomycota; Eurotiomycetes; Eurotiales; Aspergillaceae. The record is from RefSeq and is a predicted model, not a curated record. The coding region runs from base 1 to 237 and encodes 78 amino acids. The transcript is spliced from 3 exons.
AUGUUUUCCCAGCCAACCAUUAUCCGCUUCGAAGAUCCUGACGCAUUUGGGGAACACCAUGACAAGGUCGUUGAGAUCCUUGAAGAAAAUGGCAUUCCGCAAGGUAGUUAUCCUGCUACCAAGACCUUUCCUCCGAUAUACAUCGUCCCUGAGGUUGAAUCCGAGGAUCACCCUAGCGUAUCUGGUCUGAGAGAGCUAGGGGGAGUUAUUGUUGAUAUUCAAACUGAUGAUGAUUAA